AUGGCACUUCCUAUUUCAACCCCAAAGAAACAGGUACUUUCCAAGUGGUGUAAUCGUACGAUGGGAGGAAUUUUAACGACCACCACCACUACUUCGAGUACAACAACAACUAAUAGCACCACUAAUAGCACCACCUCCAAUAGGAAUUUGGUUGCUUCCAAUACUUAUGCUGCUGAAAAGAUUUCGAAUGCUAAUUCGGUUGUUGCUGCUGCCGCCACCAAAAACUUGACUCAUCCCAAAGCUACUUUUCAAUGUGUGAUGAAUCAAUCAUCUCCAACCUGGAAUGUUGAAACAUUUGAUCCUGAUUACUUUUAUAGUAAUAAUCUGAAAUUGAAUGUUGAUGUUGUGUUGACUCAUUCACGAGAAGAUACCUCAUGUCUUGAACCUUCCAUUGACCCAUCCACUGGUCAAAGCAAAGGCAUUGUACUUUACUCUUCUCUCAGAUAUCAACUCAGACAUUGUUUGAAGUUAUCUCCAUUAUCUCCCAAUCUUCCAUGUUCACUUCCUCAAAUGUUGUACAUGAAAGUUGUAUUGAUUGGUGGAACCACUAAGGAGGCUAUUGGUGGAGUUAUUUCACCUGGUCCUGAUCAUCCUAAUCAUUCUCUAGAAAAAGUAUUUGCUUCUGAGAAUCGUGUUCAAAUUGAAAAAGUUCAAUCCUACAAACAACUGGUUCACUUUAAGAUGUCACUUUAUGAUUUGCGGGAUUUGAAUAAGGCCAUUUGUGAACUCACCAGUGUUGAAUUUCAUGUCUUUGCUAGAAAGAAGCAAGAAAGUAGUGUUCAAACAUCAUCAUCAACCGCUCCCAACAGUAAUGGUUCUCUCUCUCCAAAGACCAGAAAAACAAAAAAUCCUUCCACCAAGAGAAGUUUGCCAACUGCAUUGAAUGUGGACAUGGAUUACACUGGGGAGUCAUUCAAACGUCAAAAAGAAUCUCUUUUUGACCAUCACGGUAGCAUUUCACAACAACCUUGCUACAACAAUUCCAUUUCCUAUUCUACUUCAGGUAUGAUGAAUGACUUAUCAUUUGUCUCCAAUACCACCAAUAUCACCACCACCACCGCCACCUCUUCAUCACCUCUUGCAGUAUCUGCCAAUAAUUGUGAUGCUCUUGAUAAGUUGAUUAACGUUGCACUUCCAUCUUCUCCUCAAGAACAAGCAUCAGCUAUGAAGAAUCAUAACGAUCAAGAGGAAGAAGAUGAUGACACUCUCAAUCUCAAGAUUGAUGAUGGAGAAGAAGUGAAUUCUACCACAUCUUCGUCACCCUCCUCUCCUCAAUCAUCUUCCAAUGAUGAAAUUCUUCUUUCUCAAUUCUGUACCUUAUUGAAUGAAAUGAUUCAAUCCAUCAAGAGUUUGAAUGAACAAGAUAGAGCCAGUGCUCUUCGAUCAGCUGUCGUUGCAUUAAGAUGA
This is a messenger RNA of Naegleria fowleri, 1407 nucleotides long. RefSeq lists its product as uncharacterized. Lineage: Eukaryota; Heterolobosea; Eutetramitea; Acrasida; Naegleriidae. Bases 1 to 1407 code for a protein of 468 amino acids. The transcript is spliced from 2 exons. The record is from RefSeq and is a predicted model, not a curated record.